Molecule: messenger RNA, 2656 nt
Organism: Chelmon rostratus (copperband butterflyfish)
Lineage: Eukaryota; Metazoa; Chordata; Actinopteri; Chaetodontiformes; Chaetodontidae
Gene: epb41a
Product: erythrocyte membrane protein band 4.1a
Exons: 20
Coding region: 1-2565 (854 amino acids)
Biological process (GO): cortical actin cytoskeleton organization
Cellular component (GO): plasma membrane; cytoskeleton
Molecular function (GO): structural molecule activity; actin binding
Source: RefSeq, a predicted model, not a curated record
AUGACAACAGACGAGGCAGAGAGUCACCAAAAAAAGCCGAAACAACAGGAGGAAGCUGGCCAGGACGCCAGGCGGCCCUCACCGGAGGAGGAGCAGCUCCGGCCUCGCAACCGCAAUUCUGCUGGCCGCGGCCUCUCCCGUCUCUUCUCCUUCCUGAAGAGGCGCUCACAGUGUGAGAGUGAGGCGGGAGAGAGGGAGGACAAGGAAGAAGAUGAAGCUAAAGCCCCCAUCGCUGACCCUGAGCCUGAACUGAGGACAGAGGGAGAGGUCGCCCUGGAUCAGCACUCAGUGAGCAGUGCUGAGGCUCAGGCUGUCCAGGUACAGAAGAAAGAAGCUGAGGAGGAGGAGGGUGGGAAGGACAAAGACAACAACAAGGAGAAGGGGGAGGAGGCUGCCCUGGAAAAAGAGGAGAAGGAGGAGGUGAAGGAGUCCGGUCCUGAAGAAGGCAGUAAGGAGGAGCAGGAGGAGAAAAUGACAGAGGAGGAGGCAAAAGCUCCCAGAGCUCCACGCCGGCCCAAGACCAUGCAGAUCAAAGUCAGCUUGCUGGACAACACUCUGUAUGAGUGUGAGCUGGAUAAACAUGCUAAAGGUCAGGAUCUUUUCAUGAAGGUGUGUGACCACCUCAACCUUCUGGAGAAAGACUACUAUGCCCUGGCCAUCUGGGAGACUCCCACCAUGAAGACUUGGAUGGACCUAACCAAGGAGAUCCGCAGGCAAGUACAAGGUGCCAACUAUAAUUUCACCUUCAAUGUGAAAUUCUAUCCACCGGACCCAGCCCAGCUGUCUGAAGACAUAACAAGGUACUACCUGUGUCUCCAGCUGCGGAAGGACAUCCUGCAGGGCCGACUUCCCUGUUCCUUCGUCACCCUGGCCCUGCUGGGCUCCUACGCCCUGCAGUCGGAGCUGGGUGAGUACGACCCAGAGGUGCACGGCAAUGAAUACGCUAAGGACAUGAAAAUGGCCCAGGGUCAGACCAAGGAACUGGAGGACAAAAUGAUGGAGCUGCACCAUACAUACAGGUCAAUGAGUCCAGCCCAAGCAGACCUAAUGUUCCUGGAGAAUGCCAAGAAACUCUCAAUGUACGGAGUGGACCUCCACCAGGCCAAGGAUCUGGAUGGUGUUGACAUUAUGCUGGGGGUUUGCUCCAGUGGUCUGAUGGUUUACAAAGACAAACUGAGGAUCAACCGUUUCCCCUGGCCCAAAGUCCUCAAGGUCUCAUACAAACGCAGCAGCUUCUUCAUCAAAAUAAGACCAUCUGAGGUAGAACAGUAUGAGAGCGCUAUUGGCUUCAAAUUACCCAAUUACAAGGCUGCCAAGAAACUGUGGAAAGUGUGUGUAGAACAUCACACCUUCUUCAGGCUGACCUCCACUGAGAUGGCCACCACUCCUAGGAAGUUCCUGGCAUUGGGCUCAAAGUUUCGCUACAGUGGUCGGACUCAGGCUCAGACCAGACAGGCGAGCUCUCUGAUUGACAGACCAGCUCCUCUGUUUCAGCGCUCCUCCAGCAAGAGAAACUCACGCAGCCUGGAUGGAGCCACAGCGUCCACACCUGACAAUAAAUCCACUCGUCCGGUCAGUGCUCCUGUUAUGUCUCCGCUGUCUCCUGGGGAGGCAACCCCAUCACCACUGCUACCCACCCUGCCUCACUCUGACCACCAUGACGGCUCCACACCCAAAGGCCACUGCUUUUUUGACAGGAAGGCAGAGGUAAAGGCGGAAAGUCAGCCAACUGAGCACAGGAAGAGCCACAGUCCCAGACCAGAGUCCGCUUCGGAAAUCAAGACAGUGGCCAGGAGAGAACGCAGGCACUCCCCCUCUGUGACCACUGCCAAUGGGGAAAGAGAAAAAAAGAGCCAGCACUCUCCUCAGGACAAAACAAAGACGGAGAUAGUGCGAGUAAGGAAGAAAAGAGCUAAGAAACUUGAGGGUGAAACUAUUUAUAUCAGACAUAGCAAUUUAAUGUUGGAGGAUGUGGAUAAGACCCAAACUGAGAUCAUGCGUCACCACACUAGCAUCAGUGAACUGAAGAGGAGUUUCAUGGAGUCUGUACCAGAACCUCGGCCCAGUGAGUGGGACAAGCGUCUUUCCACCAACUCGCCUUUCCGCACAGCAAGCAUAAACGGCCAGCUGCAGCCAGCGUCUCCUGUGCUAAAGACCCAGACAAUCACCAUCUCAGAUGUCACAAACUCCCUGAGAGGAAGUGUGACCUACAAGGACAUACCCUUAGUUCACACUGAGACCAAGACCAUCACAUACGAGUCAGCACAGGUGUCUCUCCUACAGCCGGUGGACAGCCUGGCAGAGAGGGACUCAGGAGUGCUGCUGAGUGCCCAGACCAUCACUUCGGAGACCAUCAGCACCACCACCACCACCCAGAUAACAAAGACGGUGAAAGGAGGGAUCUCUGAGACUCGCAUUGAGAAGAGAAUUGUCAUCACUGGAGACACUGAAAUUGAUCAUGAUAAGGCUUUGGCUCAGGCCAUUAAAGAGGCAAAAGAGCAGCACCCAGACAUGUCUGUUACCAAAGUGGUUGUGCACCAGGAAACAGAGAUCACUCCAGAAUAAGACAGACUGAUCCCUUUGGAGUCCUCAAACCAUAUCUGUCUGCUGCUCCCACUCUUCUCUCUUACUUUACUCUCCAACACACCAUUUUACC